Messenger RNA from Tilletiaria anomala UBC 951, 842 nucleotides. RefSeq lists its product as uncharacterized. NCBI's taxonomy places the organism in Eukaryota, Fungi, Basidiomycota, Exobasidiomycetes, Georgefischeriales, Tilletiariaceae. The record is from RefSeq and is a predicted model, not a curated record. The transcript has 2 exons. The coding region runs from base 385 to 666 and encodes 93 amino acids.
CUUGGCUUUGCCAACUUCUCCCGAAGGUUCAUCGACGGCUACUUCAAGCUCAUCGCUCCGCUGGCAAUAAGCCCCGAAAGAAUGCCAUCUUUGACGGAACACCCAUGUGCCGAGCAGCGUUUGACUCUCAAGAAAACCUCCAUGUUUGCCCCUGUGCUCCUGCAUUUUGGUCCCUAGUCCCCGCCUUCGGCCCCAGUCCAAUGUUUCAGGCGUAGCCUUGGUCGGUGUCCUCAGCCAGCUGCAUGAGGUUCGACGCGGGCAUCGUCUCGCCUUCUACGCUUGAAGUUUCAAAGCAGCAGAGCCAGCUACUCAACGCCCGACACCGAGCUUUUACCGAUUGUCGACUGCACCCUCAUUUGGCGGAGGUAUGUCGAUUCGGUUGAGAUGCAUGACGUCUAUAUCGACCAUCGGUACCUAGCAAUGCUUAAGUCCCCGAAGGUGCUCCCUUGCUAUGAGCAUUGCUUGCGCGAGCAGGUCAUGCCGUUUCAACUCGCCAUCCUUUACCGGCCUCGCAAGGACAGCACCCAAUCCGAUGCAAUGUUUCACCGCUUCGAUCUCGUAGAAGGAGGGCAAGCAUCGCAAACACCACCAGCGGUGUUGCUCGAACCUAUCAGCUCUGCCAUCCGACACUUUCUUCAGUAUCACCUCGUCUUCUACGCUCUCUGAACUAUUAAGGCUCGAAGGAGGUCUGCUCUAAUUCGGGUAUAUUAUCUACAUUCUUUCAGCUGCGUGUCCAAAACUUCUGCACCUGGCAAAUAACCUUCCGCUCGCUGGUCACUAGGGAGGGCAUCGUACCACUUCUCGGUCCACUCGGAACCACUGGUGGUCAAUCCUUUGGAGCG